Messenger RNA from Olea europaea var. sylvestris, 1990 nucleotides. Its product is annotated as sodium/hydrogen exchanger 4. NCBI's taxonomy places the organism in Eukaryota, Viridiplantae, Streptophyta, Magnoliopsida, Lamiales, Oleaceae. Bases 173 to 1732 code for a protein of 519 amino acids. The record is from RefSeq and is a predicted model, not a curated record. Gene Ontology annotation, cellular component: membrane. Gene Ontology annotation, biological process: proton transmembrane transport; regulation of pH; sodium ion transport. The transcript has 14 exons. Gene Ontology annotation, molecular function: sodium:proton antiporter activity.
UCGGAGUGUCCUACGGUGGAGCUCUAUUCGACACGUAUCUUCAAGGCGGGGUUUAUGCGCCAGGUGGAAGCUCUCUGUGGCCCUUUCUCUCGCACACGGUGUGAUUCAUUUCUGUGUUUGUUACUGAAUAUAAUACCGUACACUGAUUGACAUCGCGAAAUCAAGCAGAAGAAUGGAGUUUUCGGAUUUUGCAAUGAACGUUGGGGAACGCCAUGAGCAAGUCAUUCCGAUAACUAUUUUUGUGGCGGUUCUAUGCUUUUGUUUAGUGAUUGGGCAUUUGCUCGGAGAAAGUCGUUGGGUUAACGAAUCCAUCACCGCUCUUAUCAUCGGAUGUCUAACAGGGACAAUAAUUUUGCUCAUAAGCAAGUGGAAAAGUUCUCACAUAUUGAGGUUUGACGAAGAACUUUUCUUCAUCUAUCUCCUUCCGCCAAUCAUAUUCAAUGCAGGUUUCCAGGUCAAAAAGAAACAAUUCUUCCAUAACUUCUUCACUAUAAUGCUGUUUGGCGUUGUUGGAGUUUUUAUAUCCUCAUCCAUUAUUACGGCUGGCAGCUGGUUUUUGUUUCCCAAGUUCGGUUUCACCGGUUUGAAUGCUCGUGAUUAUCUUGGUAUUGGAACAAUUUUUUCAUCAACAGAUACUGUAUGCACACUGCAGGUUCUGCAUCAAGAGGCGACUCCUUUGCUAUACAGCCUAGUUUUCGGGGAAGGUGUAGUAAAUGAUGCCACAUCAGUUGUUCUAUUCAAUGCAGUUCAAAAGAUUGACGUCAAUGGAAUUGAUGGCUGGACGGCAGUCCAUACCUUUGUAGAUUUCCUGUAUCUAUUCUCCACAAGCACUGCUCUUGGAGUUGCUACUGGACUUUUGACCGCGUAUAUUCUUAAAGGCUUGUACUUUGGCAGACAUUCAACUGUUCGUGAAAUUGCUCUUAUGGUUUUAAUGGCAUAUCUUUCCUACAUGUUGGCUGAGCUUUUCGACCUCAGUGGAAUUUUGACAGUCUUCUUUUCUGGGAUUUUAAUGUCGCAUUAUGCUUGGCAUAAUGUUACAGAGAGUUCAAGAAUCACAACCAGGCAUGUUUUUGCAACGAUGUCCUUCAUUGCAGAAACUUUUAUAUUUUUAUAUGUGGGAAUGGAUGCUCUUGACAUUGAGAAGUGGAAAAUGAGCAAAUUGAGUUUUGGGAACUCUAUUAGAGUUUAUGGGAGUGUGAUGCUAUUGGUAAUGCUUGGACGUGCUGCUUUUGUUUUUCCUCUCUCUGUUUUAUCCAACUGCAUGAGCCGAACUGCAACAAGGUCAUCAUCAAUAACAUUCAAGCACCAGAUAAUAAUUUGGUGGGCUGGGCUAAUGAGAGGAGCUGUCUCUAUUGCAUUGGCAUUUAAACAGUUCACACAUUAUGGUGUGUCACCUGACCAAGUAGAUGCUACAAUGGUCACAACAACAAUUAUCGUUGUGCUCUUUAGUACAAUAGUCUUUGGCUUUUUAACCAAACCGCUUGUAAAUUAUCUGCUUCCUCAUAGUGAAACCGGCAACAUAGACAGGGAACGAAGUAUCUCGGAGGAGGAUAUGAAGCUUCCUCUGCUUUCCUUUCAAGAAUCUGCAGAAACCAACCUUCAUCGAGUAACGGAUAGUUUGUCGAUGCUGAUGGAAAGACCGGUAUACACUAUACAUUCCUUCUGGAGAAGAUUUGAUGAUGCCUACAUGAGACCAAUGUUUGGUGGACCACGAAGCAGCCUAUCAUCAUGAUAACUGUCACUAUGAUCUGAAAGGACACAGCGGAACAAGUUUGGCAAUGAAUAGUGUUUACCUUGAGUUAUCUCAAUCUUGUUACAUAAAUAGGGUUAAUAACAGGAUUUUAAAAUGGGGGACACGUGUCAAAUAUUUAUUGGAUAGUUUGAAAAAAAAAAAUGAAGAAGAAGAAAAAAGUCAUACACGCGGUGCCAAUCACCUAAUCCUGUUAAAUGACCCUCUUUUAAGUAGCUAUAUUCUAUCUCUUUUCGGCCA